Molecule: messenger RNA, 1416 nt
Organism: Symbiodinium pilosum
Lineage: Eukaryota; Dinophyceae; Suessiales; Symbiodiniaceae
Source: the annotation of a GenBank genome assembly
AUGGCUGUGGAAGCCGAAGGUUUGGAGGAGCUUGUGUACUCCGGACCAGACUUUCCCGAAGAACUAGACGAAUUCCUCGCCUACGGUGUGAGGGAGCGUGAAGGCGACUUCGAGGCAAUUUCUGAAGACUUCCUGGAGAUAGCCCAGGGCCUGGACCAGGAGCUAGUAGAGCGCGCCUACGAGUUUUACUCGCCUGAAGCCUUGCGCCAACGCUGGAACUUCUUGACCACCACCCCCUGCACCGCUGAGGGUAGCGGAAGUUCCUCGAGUGCAGGCCCAGCCUCAGCCACUGAGCAGCGAGUGAGCACAGGGAACGGCAGAAGUUACCUCCCCGAUGAGAUGCCCCACUUAUCCUUCUUUUCAGAAGAUGUGAGAGACCAGAUCAAAGCAAUCUAUGAUGAUGUGCAGGCGAAACUGCCGUCCUCAUAUCUAGAUCAGGCUGACGAUGAAGAUGAGAUGCCCACUGAGCAUCCAGAAUCAAUCGCGCCAGAAAUGUCCGCCAGUGGCAAGAGUCACAGUUGUGACGAGGAUGAAGGACAGGCUGAGGGUCACGGCGGUAGCCCAGAUGAUAGAGACAUCUCUGAUAGUGAAUCAGAUCUCUCGGAUAGUAUGGAGGAUACGGCUGUGUUCCUUUUUGGUACAGCAGAUCUGAACGAGAUUCUGGCUGAUCUUUCGCGGCCCGAAGUUGAUGCUUGCUUCCUGCAGCCAGCUGUACUGGAAGAGGCUUUGUCCACCAAGCCGGCCAGAAAUGGCCUUGAUGAGGGUCACGACACUGUACCAUCAGAUGGUGAGUCUGAGAAGGCAUACCAGGCAAAGCGCCGAGCCUUGAAGGACUCCAGCAAACGUUUGGUUAGAAACAGCUUUGGAGCUGAGCAAGAUCAAAUCAGACAAAUGCGCUCACCACCGGAACCGGUCAGGUACAAGAUGAAGUCUGACAACACUUCUCAAAUCUCCGGCGCAUCUAGAACUCUGCAGCAGCUGGUUGGUCCAAACGAUAGCGAGGCAGAGACAGAUGCCGCAGAGACGGAGUCAAAUGCUAGCGAGGAUGCGGAUUAUGAAGAAUACCAAGAUGUCCACAUUCGCACAAUGCUGCAGCUGCUUCGCCAGGCGCCAAAUGGCGAUUGUCCCUGGGAUGUGUGGCUGGAAGCAACUCGUGCAUGGCCACAGCUCAAGAUUCGCUUGGAUGACCCAGUGUUCUCCCGACGAGGACAGGGCCUUCGUGUGCAAUUUAGCGUGGACAAGUUGAGGUCAGCGCUUGAGGAGGAGCGAGCUGAAAGGCUGGCCAGAAAUGAUAAGCGCAAGGAAAAGCGCGCAAGGCAAGGGGUUGUUGAGUUGAUCCGAGAAGCUGAGCGGCGUAGAGACUUGAUGGGCGGGCGCUGGGACUUGAAGGACGUUGUUUUGGUCACGACAGCAUAG